UCGUCAGUUACCAACCGCCGAGGUCACCGGGAGGAGUGGACGAACAACCGGGCGCUGGAGCGGAGUCAGUGCGACAACCUGAAAAUCGGCUCCGGUGGAAUGACGGCGAGCGACAAGCCGCUGCCAAGUCAUGGGUAGAGCGCUGCCAAAAUGACACAUGAGACCCUGACAAGCUCCCAGUUGUCUCUCAAGGCUGCAGCUUUGCGAAUGGUUGACCUACCGCUGUCCGUCUACAGCUCCCUGACACAGGUGAGCACCAGCACCAAGAAACUGGUGGCCGCCACAACCUUCGGCACCCUCUCGCUCCUCUUCCUCGCUCGCCGCUUUCAAAGGAGGAAGGGCAGGAAGAAGGGCCAGUCACCUCAGUGGGAUCAGGUUGAGUUUGAGUUCCUCUCAUCGACGGGCGCAGAAAAUGAUAACACCAGCCAAAACAUCAGUGUCACCUUCAGCUCCAAGAAUAGCUGCUCUGCUGGAUCUGGGCUGGUUCUGACCACAAGAGAUUACAGAAAACUGUCCGGGUCUCUGAUGAGCCUUGCUUCGGUGAAAAGUGUGAACUCGUCCAGCAGCAGCACCUGUGCAAACGAAUCCAUUGGUUGGGACGGAGGGACAGACGCCGAUGUGUGCAGCGUCGUCAACCUGUCUAUCACCACACCUGAAAAUCUCUACCUGAUGGGCAUGGAUUUGUUUGAGGAGGCGCUGCAGCACUGGGAGGAAGCGCUGACGUUCAGGAGCAGACAGGGUGACGACGACGACGACGACGCGAGCUGCAAGUCUGUCAAAACGGGAGCCGGAGAUGCAAUCGCUGAGCAGAGCAUGGAGGACGUCAUCAGCGCGGAGUUCAUCCACAGGCUGAAGUCUCUGCUGCAGCGGGCUUACCGCCUGCAGGGGGAGUUUGAGGGCGUGCUCGGCUCGUCGGAGCCUUCGUCCUGCAGCAGCAGCAGCAGCCAGGAUCAAAUGGCGGACCUUGUGGCCAGAGAGGAGCUGGACGACGUCUGCCUCAGAGACAGCAUCAGCAUCGCUUCCAACGACUCCUUUGUGUCGGCAGCUGAGCUGUCGGAGCACAGAGAUCUGAGGAACACCUUUUCCCUCGGACAUCAUCCUUUUUACGAGGAGGCGCUGCAGAUGGCCGAGGAGGGCAAAAUCUCCUGCAGGGUGCUUCGAUCUGAGUUACUGGAAUGUCUGGGUGACUUGGAUUUCCUGGCGAAGCUGCACUGCGUACGGCAGGCAUGUGAGCUCAUUUUGAGUGACAGGGCUACCAGGAUGUUUCUGGCUGACACUGGAAAGAAAAUCUUGUCUUCCAUUAUAGUCAAAGCCCAGAAAAGUCCGAAGCGAUUUGAGGAAGUGUUUGAAGAGCUGAUUGUGUUCCUGGAGCAUUCGGAUCAUUGGGAAGACACGGAGCUGGAACUGGCUUCACGAGGGGUCAGGCAUCUGAACUUCUACGACGUUGUUCUGGACUUCAUCCUGAUGGAUUCCUUUGAGGACCUGGAAAAUCCUCCCAUCUCAAUCCAGAACGUGAUCAACAACCGCUGGCUCAACAGCUCCUUCAAAGAGACGGCGGUGGCGUCAAGCUGUUGGUCAGUACUGAAACAGAAGAGACAGCACAUGAAGGUGUCCGACGGCUUCAUCGCCCAUUUCUACGCCGUGUGUGAACAGAUCAGCCCCGUCCUGGCCUGGGGCUUCCUGGGGCCAAAGAGCUCCCUGCACGAGUUCUGCUGCUUCUUUAAGGAUCAGGUGCUUCACUUCCUGAAGGACGUCUUUGACCUGGAUAAAGUUCGUUACUCCUCGGUGGAGACGCUGGCGGAGGACAUGCUGCACCUCCUGCACCGCCGCUCCGACCUGCUGCUGGCUUACCUGGGAGCCGACGCCCUGCGGCCGCUCAGCAGCGGGCUGCAGGUGCAGCUGGUGCCCAGCGCCCUGCUGGAGGCACAAGUACAGUAAGCGGCUAAACGGCCAAUCCACCAGCCGUUGGACCAAAGAAAGUUCUUUUCUCUGACUUUUCCCAAACCAUGAGGGAUAAAACGGACCGUCUGAGAUCAUAGUGUUUGCUUUGUGGAUCGGUCUGCCUUCGUCGUUGUCUGAUGUGGCCUCCUCCAUGCUCACUGUGCCAUAUCACUUUUAGCUGGCGGUGCACCGAUCGCAGUUUUCUGCCUGAAGAUUCCGAUUGGGGGUCGAUACCGACUGUCUUCGGUGCUAAAUUUUCCUCCUCCACCUUUGUAAAAUUAAACACAAUUGGUGUCAAAUGUUUGUGCUGCGUUUGUGCGGCUAUUAUUCUAAAGACGUUAAAGUUUCCAGAGAUUAUCGAAGGUCAAUCAGCCACUUCACAUUUACACAAUCAAACCGAAUGUGGUGGCAAUCAACUAAGCUUUUUUUUAUUUUGAUUUGUGCUGCUAUUAUUUUGAAGAUGUCAGUAAAUGUUGCCAGAGAUUAUGAAAGGUCAACCAGCCUGUCCAGCUUUAUGAAAUGUUUUAAAUCAACUGUGCUCUUUUUGCAUUAUAUUUUUUUUAUUUCAGCAUUAAAGAAAGUUUCCAACUUCUUUUUCUGUAGAACUUUAUUUUUCCUCAUUUUGUUUAAUAUGCAACACGUCAAACUAUAUAUGUGAAGUAAAACAUAAAAGAAAGUUUCCAAAAGCCACCAGAGAUUUAAGAAAAUUUCUGUAAAUUAACAUUACUGUGUAAAAUUUAUUAGCACAAUUAACGAACAAAAAAUGUUUGAUUUUAUAAAUGUGGACUGGCUGGUUGACCUUUGACCUCUGUAAACAUUGAUGUCUUUAAAGUGUUAGUGGCACAAAUGAAAACUGUUGCAGCCGAUCACUGAUCUCCCAAAAUCUAGGAAUUCAGUCGGAUUUAUCGGUGCACCGCUGCUCUCAGCAAUAAUGUGUCGUUUUAACCUGAGGAUCAGUGUUGCGCUUUGUAAAAUGAAGUUGUAUUUAUUGCGGUUUACUUGACACUAGAGAAAUAAGUAGCCAUAUUUAUUUCAGUAGAAAGCCAAAAAUGUUUGUUUUGUAGGUGUUGCGGUCGUCUGUAAGAGCUUCAAACAUAUUGUAGGCGUCAUCACAUUUAUUUAACUCCAACAAUGCAAUAAUAUCAGACGAGCGUCUUGGCAAGGAACCGUUUCCUUCCCACGCAGAAACUCAAACCUUGGUGUGUUAACUUGAAGCUGUGAGCUUUUAAGCAACUUGUGCCAGAACCUUUUUAAUACAAGCACAAGAAGCCUUAACAUAAAAGCAAUUAAUCAUCCAUCACUGUCGGCUUAAAUGCAUUUUCAAAGUGGCGUUCAGAGGGAAGUUUCACCGCAACACAUGGAAAUGGAUUCACAGUUGUUGCAAAUCGUUAUUUUGGGAAAUGAAAUGUUAUUCUAACAAGUAUGACUUUAAGCAUCCCACACCUCAUGUAUGUAGAGUAAUUUAUGCCAAAAUUAUUCAUAAUAAUGUGAAGGAAUUUCUAGUAAAUAUGUGUAAAAAAGUCUUAAGCUUUCAAUGUGUGCUUGAUUUUGACACAAUCUUUACCACUUAGGGUGUUAAUAAUUCAUAAGUCCAGAGAUUUCCCAAUAUGGCGGCACUUUGUCUUCCCUUAAUCACUGCAAAAAUAAAAUCAAAAAGUAUUUUUGGUCUAAUUUAGGAGUCUGCAACCUAUAAGCCAUAUUUACCUCCAGUGUGGCAAAUUAGGACGUAAAUAUAACUGUUUUUAAAUUAUUUACUUUGGGAAAUUUGUAAUUUUAAAGAUCCACAUCUGAUUUUUGGUUUCAGAAUACAGUUACGUAAGAUUGACAUCUUUCUUCCUGUGGAAAUUAAUAAAAUAGAAUAAUUAAGCUCAUAAAAAUAGAUCAACUCUAUUUUACAAAGUUAAAUAGAAGUUAAAAUAUCACUGGCAUUUCUUGUCAUGAAAAACUGCUAAAACCAGCAUUGAUGUUAGUAUUUAGAAACAUUAAUUGAUUAUCAUUUUUAGCCAGAUUUAAGAGCCAUUGUGGAUCAUCCAAAGAGCCAUUUGUGGCUCUGGAACCGCGGGUUGCAAACCCCUGGUCUAGUUUCUGGAGUAAAUAUCUUCGUACGCAUGAAAUGAGACAAAAUUAACUUACAGCUAACUAAUAAAUCAGAGCUUAUUUAAAAUCAAUAAUUACUGAUGAAAACGUUCCAGUUCCACUGGCAGAUCGAUCGACUUACAGCAAAAUAAUCUGCCAGUGGACCUGGUGCUUUUCAAAUCAUUAAGGAAUUAUUCAUUUAAAACGGGCAGUUUUGUUAUAAAGCUACUUCUAAGUCGUCUCAUUUCAGUUGUAUUAAGAUAUUUGUAUUACAAACUGGACAAAAAUACUUUACAGUUUUGCAGUGCAAAGACAAAACGUGAGUUUAAAACUGAUAGAAAGCCCACAAAAGGUGCGUUGUGGAUCGAUUUUAAAGCAUGAAUGUACAAAGUUUAUUAAAAUUCUCUGAAGUAAUCAAGAAUUUGCAAAAAAAAGAACAAAAACAUUUAAAGACUUUUUGCACAUUUAAACAGGUUUGAGACCAUUAAGAACUGGAUUGACUUAAAGCAUUGCAAAGGAUUUGAGCUUCAUGGUUUAUUUCUGGAGUUUGCAGGAAUUUGAUCUAGAAGUCACAAUAUUUCCUGUUUUUGUCCAAAUCCCCUCAAUAGAAACGUAUUAAUGGGGUGUUCACUGAUUAAGGUUAGAUUUGUGGAUAAACUGUAUUUUGUGUAAAAUGAAGUGAAUAAAGACUUUAAAAAAAAUAAGUGAUUUUCUGUUAUUCAAAUUCCCAUUUAAAAAAAAAUAAAACUCAAGCAUUUAAAUCC
Molecule: messenger RNA, 4781 nt
Organism: Poeciliopsis prolifica (blackstripe livebearer)
Lineage: Eukaryota; Metazoa; Chordata; Actinopteri; Cyprinodontiformes; Poeciliidae
Gene: miga1
Product: mitoguardin 1
Exons: 16
Coding region: 151-1938 (595 amino acids)
Biological process (GO): mitochondrial fusion
Source: RefSeq, a predicted model, not a curated record